Messenger RNA from Saccostrea cuccullata (small rock oyster), 2166 nucleotides. Its product is annotated as transcription factor HES-1-like. The transcript is spliced from 4 exons. Gene Ontology annotation, biological process: regulation of neurogenesis; anterior/posterior pattern specification; regulation of transcription by RNA polymerase II. Gene Ontology annotation, cellular component: nucleus. Bases 725 to 1720 code for a protein of 331 amino acids. The record is from RefSeq and is a predicted model, not a curated record. Gene Ontology annotation, molecular function: protein dimerization activity; DNA-binding transcription factor activity, RNA polymerase II-specific; RNA polymerase II cis-regulatory region sequence-specific DNA binding. Lineage: Eukaryota; Metazoa; Mollusca; Bivalvia; Ostreida; Ostreidae.
UAAGAAUGGGCGUAUUCAGGAUUAACACAAUAAUAUUUGCCCAAAUUUAGCCGUGAUUCACUUCAUUUACACGUGUGCAUGAAUUUGACCCCUUUGUAAAUCACUCCUCCUAAGCUUCAAGAAAAACAAGGUCCGAUAUUGAGUAUCCUGGCGGAGAUUUGAAAUUUUUAUUAUCUUUUAUCAAGAUUUUCCGCGGCGAUAAUCCCGCCUAAUAAUGAAUCUACCAAGAUACUGUAGAUGGUAUACCGUAUAUGACAAAGAGACGAUUGUUCACCAAUAAAAACAUUUAGUGUUGGUGGAAAUCUAGGCCCCACUUUUUUUUCUUUUUUAACACAAGAAGGGCACACUUACGUGAAAAGAAAAGCUAUACAUUGCUUUAUUGCCGCGGGACACAUAAGUACACAUAAAUCUCGGCUUUAAAGUUUGUAAUUUCGCUCGAUGUAAAGAUAGGAUCAGACUUGCACAAGAGUAGGGACAUCAUUGGCUACGGUACAAAUUUGUAAGGUCAUCCGGAGUCCUGACCCGUUAGAUAUAGCUAUGUUGCGCUGAUUUAUGGCUAAUCUUACGAACUCGCGUGCCAGACAGCUAAUCGGAGAGACCUUCGCGUGACGAAGUUAUUCGUCGGUGGGACUAACUCGUGUCAGUGUUGAAAAACACAUCAAACCCAACAGGCAUGAUUUUUACAGUGACAACAAUUAAUUAAUUAAUCAGGGAUUUAUACAGUAUGGCACCUACGGAAUCUAAGGAUGAAGUGAAGAAAGAUGUUGUUCAUAGUUCCACAGGCUCACCAAAACGGAGGGUGAACAAACCAAUGAUAGAAAGAAGAAGGAGAGAAAGAAUAAACGAAUGUUUGAACCAACUUCAAACUCUGAUAGCUCAGCUGGAUAAAGAAAAACCUAAGAUCGGAAAGUCUAAUAAGUUGGAGAAAGCCGAUAUUUUGGAAAUGACUGUAGACUUCGUAAAGCGAUCCCAGCCAAUGCUUAAAGAAGAGAAUGAAAAGAAAGAAAGUCCCGCGGAUAGUGUGCAAUAUCAAGCAGGGUAUGAGAAAUGCCGGAUUGAGAUCCAAUCCUUUCUACAAACCUCAGAAAACGUCCCCGAGGAAGUGAAAACUGCUUUACUGAAACAAAUCCAAAACAGUCCUAAACAGCAACCAUCACAACCGACUGAAACCAAUGCACGAGUCCAAGAUCUGAAUCCUAAAAGUAGCGCACCAACUUCCUUUGCAAAUAUUCUUCCGCGUGCACAAAGCACCACGGUCGCAGUUGCAGCUUCAUCAGCAUCCUGUCAGACGACAAGUCAGAUUCCAGGAAACAAAAAUGUUUUUAUAUGUAACCCCAGUGCUCCGACAUACGUCCUUGUUCCCACAGCAACGUUGUGUCAGCCCAUACCCGUGAACUCUCAGGUGACCCAAACAAACGAUUCACCUUUGAACUUGGUAAAACCAUCAAGAAUCGGAAACGAAAUAGUCCCAAAUACCCAGCAUCAGACCUCAGCAAUGCAGCUUGGAUCUGUUGUCAAUGGAAACCAGUUUGUAGUCAUUCCACAGGGACAGAUUUCGCAGGUUUCAAACUUAAUGACGUCACCAGUGGUAGGGGGACAACCCACCGUUCUACCCUCAAACGCAAUGCAAAAUUUACACGGCAACUUCCUGUGUAUGCCCAAUGUGCAGAUUCCUUUUUCGGCUCCUCAGUCAGAUCAAGAUGUUUGGCGUCCGUGGUGAAGGUUUUGUUUACCUUGCAGAAUAUCAACUCCCUUUCAAUAAAUUAAAUAUUUUCCUUCCAAACUUCUUAUAUCUUUUUUUUUUAAUUAGUGCAGCUGUUUGAUACAAGUGCGUUAAUUUUUUCUUUUAAUUUAUCUUAACUUUUUCUACUUUUUUGUUACUGAGUAUUCAAUCACUUAAUGGUGUUUUAUAUUGCUGCUCUACAUAUUUACUAUGCAUAUAAUAUGAUGCAGAUUUAACAGAACAGAGACAAUUACUAGUUCCUGUUUGAAGCUUGUUAACAGUCUUCCUAGAUGAGUAUUUGUGAUAUAAUGGGGAAGAUCAUUCCAUAAAUUAUUUUGUAUUAUUAUUGAGUUGUUUUUAUUACUUGUUUGUUAAAAUUUUUAUACAUUAACAUCUAAUGUUUUCAUUAAAUUUAAAGGUGCUGAUUAAAUAGUUAUUCGUAA